Messenger RNA from Nematostella vectensis (starlet sea anemone), 4734 nucleotides. Its product is annotated as glutamate receptor ionotropic, NMDA 3B. Bases 2172 to 4700 code for a protein of 842 amino acids. Lineage: Eukaryota; Metazoa; Cnidaria; Anthozoa; Actiniaria; Edwardsiidae. Gene Ontology annotation, molecular function: glutamate-gated receptor activity; transmitter-gated monoatomic ion channel activity involved in regulation of postsynaptic membrane potential. Gene Ontology annotation, biological process: modulation of chemical synaptic transmission; synaptic transmission, glutamatergic. The transcript is spliced from 6 exons. The record is from RefSeq and is a predicted model, not a curated record. Gene Ontology annotation, cellular component: plasma membrane; postsynaptic membrane.
UUCUAGAAUCCUUGUUCAGUUUAUUGUCAAAAAAUAGAAUUUAGUAAUCUAAUCAUCUGAAAAUCCACAGGUCCCCCAAGCACCCCACUUAAACCUCGCACGCACCAAUAUGGCGACUGGUGUGGAGAAUCGACCGUAUAGCAGGCAGUCCAGCUUGGAAUCCUCCGCGAACCACACCAAAGUGCCAUUGUAUAAAGUGGUGUUCGCAGGUUUCAGAGGUGUUGGAAAAACGUCAUUGUUUCUGCGCAUUCGGGACGAGAAGUUUUAUGGUAAAGAAUCGAGAGAUAUGACUCCAGACAUUUGCGUUAAAGAAGUUGUUGUUGCUGAAACGGGAGAGAUGGUCAAGAUCCAGUUUUGGGACACUGCGGGUAUGGAUGAGCGUCACACGCUCACACGCAGUCAUUAUGUAGGGAGCGCAGUGGUACUUUAUGUCUACAGCUCUGAUGAUAUGAACUCAGCUGAUGAACUUAAGUGGUAUCUUAUCGAUGCAAGCCAGCACGCUGCAGGGGCCAAGAGAAUUUUUAUCAGGAGUAAAUGUGACCUCGAUGAGCAGAGCACAAACAAAGAUGAAAUUAUGAAUAAGUUUGACAAGCAGGGGUAUGCAGUUUUAGGGACCAUUGACACUUCUUCAAAGACUGGAGAUGGCGUUGAACAUUUACUGCAGACUGUUGCAAAAUACCUGGUAAACCAUGCAAAGCCUAUCAAGAAAGAAGACAAAUUCAAGGAUUACUAUAAUCCACCUACCCCUAAACCAACAUGUUGCUAAUAAGAAUUGUGGCUUGGACUCAUUAUUCAUACACUAUUCAUUGACAAGAGAUCAAAGGGGCAUGUAAUGAGUUUGUGUUAAUUUUAAAUAAUUGUAUGGCUAUUUUGGCCUAUUCUAUUCAUGGCACGGAGACUCAGCAGUCUUUCCCUAAAGUCAAAUCCAAAGAAAGAAAGUGCUGGAUCCCUAAGCAUGUUCAAAUAGUGGUUAGAUGGGAGGGAAAAGUCCACUAUACCUAAGAGGAAGUAUGAGAAAGACCCAAAAAUCAACUGCAUUGAUCAAAUAAAAAUUCUAUUAAACAGUGGUAGAUACAAACAAUAGAUACAAACAAUGCAGGAAUCGACGACACGAACGAGUGGUUCAUUGGCACUCUUCUUUUUCAUUUCUUACAAAUUCUAAGCUUUUAUUACAUUAUAACAAUUUUUAUCUUGACAUCUGACGGGUUACAAAGUCCGUAUUAACGUGCAAGCUGUAAAUCUAAGAAUAAAUAUAUUUUUUAUGCAUUUUAUCUCUUUCCCCCCUUUCGGUUGCUACGCAACUACUCGAGAACUGAGAUCGGCAUGGGACUUGUCUACUUAUAAUGGGACAGUUGGCUCCAGGGUAAGCAGCCAAUUUUCCGUCGAUUGCUUGGUGCUUUUAGAGGAGAAAUAUCUUUAUAAGGGAGGAGCAGAGGCGAGGGAAAUAGAAACAGUGCGUGUUACAUAUAAAACCAAUCCUUUCAAUUGGACCUUGCAUGUUAACACGUCUUUGUUUUUAUUGUUUUCAAGUAUAGUGUCCACAAUAAUAUCAGAUCUUUCCCAUCAUUUCCCUCUCCGUUUGAUUCACCCACAUUAACCGUGAGCCAGGCUUUUCAAAGACCAAUUCUAUUUAGAAAGGAUAGAAUAUUACAAAAAAAUCAACGCAUUUGGCAAUAUUUGAAGAAAAAAAACAAAAACAAAACAAAAACGCGUUGUUACAAUGACUAUUUGAGUAGGUCAUUACCGCCCAACUAGUUGCUCUUUGUUCUUUGAUUCUCGAUCGUUGCGCUCCCCCGCGGCUAAAAAAACAGCGAUUAAAAAAUUUUCUUGCUUCAAAAUCUAAACGUAAGAAGUUAUAAAAUCUUUAAUGCAGUUGUCUUGGCUUGAAAACGGACGUCGCUAAUACUACGGCUUCCGUUUGACAGAAACUGAUGAAUAACCGAGAAAUCAUAAUUAACUACAAAAUUACUUAUUCCAAAUCUAAUUCUUAUUAAACACAAACAAAAGAUUAUACUAUACAAAUGAGAAUGGAGGGAAAUGAAAUUAAAGCGAACAUGCGAAUGGGCAAAUAACGAGAAGGGAUUUUCACAUUAAUAUACGAGUCGUAAUUUGAAGAUUGGAAUUGCUAAAAAAUUCCUAUCACAUUCAAUCACAAUUUAAAGCUUUCAAGAAUGGAACCCCCAAAGUUUGUUUUUUGCGUGAAUUUUGUACUUUUCUCGCUAUUUUUGCCGCUGUAUUCAAAAGUGAUUAUAAUUGGAGGAAUAUUUGGAUCAAACUUUUCAAAGUCAAUCUUCCAAGACGCUGUGGAAGAACUCAAUUCUAAGAGUAACGGGACGGCCCACGUCUUCUUUGAGUCUAGAAUAGCUGAGAUAAAUACUAAUGGGAGUCUUUUGGAAAAUGUCGAACGCUUUUGUCGAGAAAUCGAAAGUGAAGUGCAUGUUGUGGUCUCCAGGGGAGAAAACGGAGAGAGGAUAUUUUCAAGCGCCGCAUUACAUGGAUUGAAUGUGCCAGUUUUUGAUAUUUCGCCUGACCUGAAAACGAACUCUCCGGCCCUGUCGCUGCCCUCGCUGUCAUCCCGCCUAGCUUACGCAAUUCCACACGUCUUUCAGAAAAUUCAGUGGAAGCGAUUUGCUGUCAUUACCACAAACUCUUGGCAAAGCGCAGAAUUUCUUUCCUUCCUUCAUCAAACAGCAGGAAAAAGCAGUCUUGAUAUUAUAAAAACCGAGCAAUUAGGCAAUAAGCCAGUGAGAGACUUGUUGAAAAACUUGCUGGAUGCGCGGGUCAAUAUAAUAGUUCUGUUUAUUGACGAUAUCUCUGACUGGAAAAAUAUUCAACCUUCAGCAAAUAACCUGGAAAUGACUAUUGCUAGCUUUGCGUGGAUAAUCGUCACAGUAACUCGACUAGAAGUUAUUAAAGUAACGGAGAAACUUCCCAGUCUAACAUUUAUAGUGCAACCAUCGCAAAACAAAUCGACAGACGCCCAACGAGAAAAAAAGAAUAUGGUUUUUUUUUUGGAGUUUGUGAAGGAUAUAUUGAACCAUACUGGCAAAAUCAAUCAGCGAAUCGCAGCAUCGAAUGCGUGCCAUGUCACGUAUUCAGAAGAAGACGGCAGACUCGACGUGAAUGCUAAUACGUACAGAAACACCAAAGUCAUGCUGAACAAUCGCUAUGGAAACCAACUCUACGUCAGCAACCUCGAUCUUAUGAUAGCAAGACAUGAUGUCGAGGCUAGAACGUCACUGUACAAUCUUGGUGAGUGGCGAGGCGGUGAGCUAGUGUUCAAUGAAAGCGCUUUCCGCAAAAUCAGGCCGUACAUCCCAGAGGAUGUCUCUGUCCUGCCUACUUUACGAGUUGCUAUCGUCGAGUACGUGCCUUGGGUGAUGCUAAGCAAAAACGUCUCAGACUGUUUGGGUUUGUCACGAGUUUGUGAGAGGAAAUACAAGGCCCUUAAUAGAACAGAGAAAUACUGCAUUUAUGGCAUCGCAGUUGAUCUUAUGAUCAUUAUAGAAAGCCGGCUGGGUGUGAGGUUUGAGUAUUAUUAUAUCGAGGAUGGAAAUUUCGGGAUCUUUAACAAGAGGACUGGACACUGGAAUGGGAUUGUCGAGGAUUUGAUGCACAACGAGGCAGACAUGGGAGUAGGCUUGGCUAUUACCCACGAGAGAGCAAAAGUCAUAGACUUCGCCGAACCCAACUCGAAGAUCGGUCUCGCUAUAAUUGUCAAGAUAAAUAACGCUGAGCACCAGGAGCCGAAUGACGUCUUCAAAUUCCUCCUGCCUUUCGACCUCAACGCCUGGCUGUGCGUCCUUGGGAUAGUGCACUUGUUUAUUGUCCUCAUCUGGGGCACAGAGAAGGCUCUUCACCGUAAUGUCCCCUUCUUCGAGAUCGCCAUGUACUUAAUUAGCAUCGCACUCGGCCGUGAUACUGGGAAUGACAUGAGGCCGCAGAGCAUGACGGGACGGUGGCUGAGUACGGUGUUUAGUUUUAUCUCGCUUGUGGUGGUCGCAGCAUACUCGGCCAACCUUGCCGCGUAUUACAUCGUGGACAAGACCAACCUCCCUAUAUCGGGCAUCUUGGACCCCAAGCUGACUGCACCAAAUACCGGCUUGACUUACUCUACAACAAAAAAUUCUCGGAAUGAGAUCUACUUCAGGGACCACAGGGAUCCCAGAAUAGCUGAAAUGUACAAAGAGAUCAAGAAACAUCAAGUGAAAGGCUCCGUUCAUGGUGUCGAUAUGGUCAAGAAAGGCGAACUGACAGGCUACAUAGGAGAGCGACCUUCGCUUGAAUACGCCGUCUACAUAGAUCCAGAAUGCCAGUUGGCUCUCGCUGGUUCACAAGAACUCGGUAUCACCAGCUGGGCUUUCGCAUUCCCCAGGGGGUCCCACUGGAAAGACAAGGUCUCGAAAGAAGUGCUGACUCUCCAAGAACAGUCCCUGAUAGAACAGCUCUAUGAUAACUGGAUGGGCCGCAUUAUUUGUAAGAAGAAAAAGGGUUUUAACGUGAUGAAAGCGAGCGACCUUGGAGGCUUGUGGCUCAUAGAGGGGGUGCUUAUCAUGAUAAGCCUUCUCUGUACGAUAGUGGUUAUUAUCUACAGAUACAGGGGUAGAUCUAAGCGAGUAACGAGCUGGGAAUUUGAGAGCGAUGGGAGUUUUGGAGAGGGCAAUAAUGUGAUUACUAAGAGCACGAGUAUGUACUGGUAAUAAUUAUAAUAAUAUUAUAAAUGAUGAUGACGAU